This is a messenger RNA of Varroa destructor (honeybee mite), 852 nucleotides long. RefSeq names its product glutamate receptor ionotropic, kainate 2-like. Gene Ontology annotation, biological process: monoatomic ion transport. The record is from RefSeq and is a predicted model, not a curated record. Gene Ontology annotation, cellular component: membrane. Gene Ontology annotation, molecular function: ligand-gated monoatomic ion channel activity; signaling receptor activity. Lineage: Eukaryota; Metazoa; Arthropoda; Arachnida; Mesostigmata; Varroidae.
UUUCUUACAAGUGUGCAUUCACUUGUGGUACCGGUCUAUCCAAAGCAGUAAUCGUCCAUUUUUUUCUUGCUCGUUUUUGUCGACGACUCCUGCUCCUUGCCUGCUUCUAUCCUUACAGAUACCUCGUCGCGGCUCGAUGACCUCCUUUGGGCCUUACUGUGUGAACACCGAUGCCAUCCUUUCACAGCCUAGUGUUGGCGCUGUUACUGCUGGAGGCGCCACGCGUUGUCUUUGUGCCCAUCCUGCGCCAGCAUCCCAACCGCCCAUAACAGCCUACGCGUCACGCUACUUUCUGCAGAGCGACCGGGACCGAAGUAUUUAUCACAACCAUAAGCACGGCCAUCAGUGUCUCUGUUACCAUUCCGUCUACAACCGGAACAGACGACAGGGCGCCAUACACGAAAACUGCUGUGAGUCAGGGGAAGUUCGUGCGCGAGCGAUUCGCUUCAGAGGGACAACGGACACCAGUGGAGGUAGUCCUGUUCAUGACCGAACCAACUCCAGAGAUCCGCGCAGCUGUCCUUUGCACCAUCGGGAACGUUCCGCUUCUCGAGAGAGAGCCAUGCCCGCAGACAAUGACAGUUAGCCCCACCAAUCGGCCGUUCCGGGCAACUACUACCUAAAUGAUGCAGCGAACAGGAACCAACAGGACGAUAACAGCAUCAGUGACCACCUCUACGCUGACGAUGACGACGAUAGCAACAACAAAAACGGAAACAUCAGCAGUAACAACAAUGGAGAAAUCCACAUCUCCCAGUUCCUGGACGGACAAAAAAUUCAAGCUUUUGCCAGCACAUACAAACUGAAUGCUACUGGCCAAAUCGAACUUGAAUUCGGCGAAAGUACACACCU